Messenger RNA from Penicillium canescens, 591 nucleotides. RefSeq names its product Rho family GTPase RHO3 (gene rho3). The transcript is spliced from 8 exons. Gene Ontology annotation, molecular function: GTP binding; GTPase activity. Bases 1 to 591 code for a protein of 196 amino acids. Gene Ontology annotation, biological process: small GTPase-mediated signal transduction. The record is from RefSeq and is a predicted model, not a curated record. Lineage: Eukaryota; Fungi; Ascomycota; Eurotiomycetes; Eurotiales; Aspergillaceae.
AUGCAGCUGUGUGGCCGUCAGAAACUCGUUCAGCGCAAGAUGGUGCUGCUAGGCGAUGGAGCCUGCGGCAAGACGUCGGCGCUGAACGUCUUUACUCGAGGAUUCUUCCCAACUGUCUAUGAACCCACUGUCUUUGAGAACUACGUGCACGAUAUCUUCGUCGAUGGAACGCAUGUGGAGCUGUCUCUCUGGGAUACUGCGGGUCAGGAGGAGUUCGACCGUCUGCGCGCGCUUUCCUAUGAGGACACCCAUGUCCUGAUGCUGUGCUUCAGUGUCGACAGCCCUGACUCGUUCGAGAACGUAUCCUCCAAGUGGAUCGCCGAAAUAAACGAUAAUUGCCCCGGCGUGCGUGUGGUUCUGACAGCCCUCAAGUGUGAUCUGCGCAAGGACGACGACCAGAAUGAUACCGAUGCCAUCACCUUUGAUCAGGGCCUAGCUAAGGCAAAGGAAAUUGGUGCCGUGAAAUACCUCGAAUGCUCCGCCGUCCAAAAUAGGGGCAUCCGAGAAAGCUUUUACGAAGCAGCCAAGGUCGCCAUGGAGGUCAAGCCUACCGGGCAAUCAACCUCUAGCCAGCAAUGUGUUAUCCUUUAA